CACUCUUUGAAGACUCACAUAUAUACGAUCUCGAAAUGGUAGUAUUUCUUCCUCUCGCAACCCGGGUUAUCGCCGGGGUCACAGUCCCCAACACCGCCCUCAUCAACUCCAGCAUUGAACUCGCUCGCCAAAACCUUCCAUCGCACGGGUUCGGCCAUGUAAUGCGUUCAUGGCUCAACGGUCAGGCACUUGUCAACCGCCUCCCACAACCGGAGCGUGCCAAAUUCGAUGAAGAGGCGUUCGGGGUCUCGGCAAUUCUGCAUGAUAUGGGCUGGGCAUUCAACACCAGCUUCGUCUCCAACGACAAGAUAUUUGAAGUUGACGGAGCCAAUGCCGCCAGAGACCUGAUUCGCAAGAAAGGGGGAAGAGGCUGGGACCAACACCGCAUUCAACUCGUCUGGGACGCCAUUGCGCUGCACACAAGUCGCGACAUUGCGCCCUACAAGCAAAGGGAGGUCGCGUAUCUCUCAAUGGGCAUAUACUUGGAGCUCGUUGGUGUGGAAAUAGCUAAACAGAGAUAUGGUGAACUGAUCACGGUCCCAGAAGCGGAAUGGGAUAGAAUUGCUGCCGAGUUCCCAAGACCCGGCAUGAAAGGGUAUUUCAGCGGCGUGAUGAUAGGACUGUGUGUUCUGAAACCUGAAAUGACAUACGCGAAUUUUGUGGGUGACUGGGGGGAAAAGUACGUUCAGGGAUAUACAAGGGUGGGACAUAGGGUUAUCGAUCUGUUAGAGGCCGUACUACCGGAGUAG
Molecule: messenger RNA, 749 nt
Organism: Westerdykella ornata
Lineage: Eukaryota; Fungi; Ascomycota; Dothideomycetes; Pleosporales; Sporormiaceae
Exons: 3
Coding region: 36-749 (237 amino acids)
Source: RefSeq, a predicted model, not a curated record